AUGGAUUCCUCAAGCACAGAAAAGGCAGAAGUGUCGAGAGUGGAGAAUACUAGCCGAGCUCCAAGCACUCCAACAGGUCAAGAACUGCGAGACCAUCCCAAGACAUGGAAUAGAGGCCUGAAGCUGAUGGUUCUGGCCAAUCUUUGCUUCAUGGCCGGUAUUUCUGCUGGGUUGACCGCUCUCGUAUACGACUUCCACAGCAACUACGACAAGGCGGGCGAUAUAGUCGCGUACUCUGUGCUCUGCAUAGGCCUGGGUUCCUUCAUAUGGAUCCCAACCGCUGUAGUGAUUGGGAAACGACCUGUCCUGCUAGCAUCUCAAAUAAUGUUCAUGGCCGGAUGCGUUUGGUGUUCCCAGGCAGCCUCAAUGGACAGUCUUCUCGGUGCUCGAAUUCUCGGGGCCUUCGGUGCUGGCGCAGUUCAAGCUGUUGGUCCUGCCGUUGUAGGAGAAAUAUUCUUGGAGAAGAACUACUCUAAGGCAAUGGGAUUGUACGCCGUGAGUCUCUGUAUCGGAGCUCAGGGUGGUCCUCUCAUCGCCGGCCACUUGAUCGAAGCUAGAGGAUGGAGCUGGUUUUUUAUUCUCCUCGCUAUUCUCAGCGGCUUCAACUUUGUUACACUUGCACUUUUCUGUCCAGAGACUGCUUUUAACGUCGAGAUUGAGGCGGGCGCAACCAGUGCUGAUGUCGACGCCGAUAUUCUUGACCAGACCACUGGCCUUGGUCGCACCCAGAGCUCGCUCACAACAUGGAAGCAGAACUCUUUCUAUACGAGACACCCGCACGUACGAGGUGGUGGGUUGAGGCAAUGGUUUCUUUCGUUCUUGCUGCAGAUCGAAUUCAUGUUCGAUCCCAUCGUGAUUCUCUCUGCAGGCAUGUGGGGAAUUGUGUUAGCUUGGGUCGCCACUAUCUCUGUUAUCUCCAACCAAUUGUUCGCCGCGCCCCCUUUCCUCUGGGGCCCUGCUGAACUGGGCAACUGGGCGUGUACGAGUCUAGUCGGCGUAGCCAUUGCCUUUCCCAUUGCCGGGCCCUUGACCGACACUGUCUCCUCAUUUAUCGGCCGCCGCAAGGGCAAGCAUAUGCCUGAAUACCGACUCGUCACUCUGGUGGUCCCGUUUCUGUUCUCGUCAUCUGGCCUCUUACUGUUUGGGUACACAUACACCAAGGGUUCGUAUGUAGGGCCAGCAGUUGGUUAUGCCAUGCAAGCUGCCAGCCUCAUGCUCAUUCCCACCUCUGUCCUGUCCUAUGGUGUCGAUAGCUACCCUUACGACGCGGCCGAGGUAACGGCUCUGAUGAAUGCCGUGACCCAUAUCAUCCCUUUCGGGCUGACAAAGACGGCUUCAAAUUGGCUUGCAAGGGUCGGUGUCGAAAAGAUGUUUCUGCAGAUGGCCAUAAUUCAGUGGGUUUUGCUAGCUGGCUUUACCAUUGUCCUGUUGGUCUUCGGACCUUGGAUUCGGGUCAAGGCCUCUUUCGUUCAUCAGCAUUAUGGCGCUAAGAGAUUUCUGUAA
Molecule: messenger RNA, 1503 nt
Organism: Fusarium redolens
Lineage: Eukaryota; Fungi; Ascomycota; Sordariomycetes; Hypocreales; Nectriaceae
Product: major facilitator superfamily domain-containing protein
Exons: 5
Coding region: 1-1503 (500 amino acids)
Biological process (GO): transmembrane transport
Molecular function (GO): transmembrane transporter activity
Source: RefSeq, a predicted model, not a curated record